Molecule: messenger RNA, 2135 nt
Organism: Phanerochaete carnosa HHB-10118-sp
Lineage: Eukaryota; Fungi; Basidiomycota; Agaricomycetes; Polyporales; Phanerochaetaceae
Exons: 9
Coding region: 1409-1777 (122 amino acids)
Source: RefSeq, a predicted model, not a curated record
CUAACGUAUACCGAACGUGGUUCACGCUCUAUAUGUAAGAGUUUACAUACUGUUAUCACCUCUCUUCGAUGCUAUGGCUGGGAUUUUAUAUACAGGUCUUUGAAACAAGCGUCAACGCCGCAUCUCAGGCUUGCGACUGUUUCGCGCUGAAGUGCUUCUUUCCACACGUCGUGAAAUCUCUCGUCUAAGGAGAUAUCUGGAUGUCAGGCCUCGCAAGGAUUUGUCUUGACCCUACGCACUUGUGGUACAGUAGUCUCAUGCGGCCAGAAUGAGUCGUCGCAUGUGGCCAGCUCAGCCUGCUUACCGAUGUAUGAUGCAUCUCACAGCUCGCGGAGCUUUUUCCCACCAGGUUCUAGGCCGUCCGUCUUAUUACCCCAUCGCACCUUGUGUGCCUGGGAUCGCUCCCUGUAUCUUCUGCAAGUCAUGCCGACACAUUGGACGGGGUUUUUUCACAUGAAUCACAUCCAUUGCCGUCAUCACGUGGUAUGCAGUGGUAUUAUAAUUCCUGUUACACAUUUUUAAUCUCAAGAUCUCAAGCUUCAAGCUCAAGCCUCGCCGAGACAUAAGCAGGCCACUGCCCUGAGUACUAGUUGCGAUGAACGACUUUCUAGACGGAGCUCAGAGCUGAGACAGCCGCCCUCGUCGACCAGCCGUUGCGGCCAAAGUUGGCUCAUUCGCCAUCAUCGCCGGCCAAUCAUGACUCCCAUAUCACGGCACACGACCCCUCAAACACCUCGGAUCCCUUGGCCUGCGGCAGUUAUUGCCUCUUGAAUCUGGUGAACUCCGUUCCGAGAAGACGUCCGCAUAGUGGCGCCUACAUGAGCUCACAGUCUCGGACCCGCCGCGGCAUGGGUCGGGCGGUCAUUGAGACAGGUUUCUGCCACAAUUUUAUAUUCUCUCAUCCUAGUUGCUUUCGAAUACUGGACAGCUAAGGCCAGAUUGUGUAUGGACGCGCUACAAUCACACUGGAAGACUUGGAAACCGCGAGCAUAAGACAGAUGUUUCCGGAGUCAAAAGAGAUCCAAUAGACGAACCCUGCCUCUGUUUUGGGUGCAUACGAGACAGGCAUGCCAGAGGUCCAAAAUUUACUCGUCAAAUUUUGGCCCGACACCUUGAAAUUUCUAGUGCCACAUUGAGAACGGAAACAUCGUUUCCGAGGGUACUCAUGCCUGGAAGCCGACUCCGCACCGUGAUGUUUGGUAGUUUCACGGAGGAGGGUCGCGAGCCGAGUGCGAAGUGCGCGCUAUACGACUGUCGCCGCGAAAAUAUAAGAAGACCUAGCCGACAACUUUGAAUCCCCAACGAGUACAGCUCGCUCCCCACUCCCACCUCUACCUCAUCCGCCACCCUACUACAGGCCUCCUUCCUCCCUUCACUCCAGCGCACUACACUCUCUUCGAUCCCCACAAUGACUCGCUUUGCCACUGUUCUUUUUUCCCUCGCUGUUAUCGGCGCGGCCUCUGCUGCUCCUGCAGAGAAGCGGUCCACCACCCGGGAGGGAAGGGGCACCUGGUAUGACACUGGUCUCGGUGCCUGCGGUUGGAACAAUGUCAACAGCGAUACCGUCAUCGCCCUGUCGCCCUCUGUCUACUCCGGCGGCUCUCACUGCGGCCAGACUGUCACCGUUACCAACGUCGUCACUGGUGCGAAGGCUACGGGCACGGUCGCAGACGAGUGCCCGGGUUGCGGCCCUAAUGACAUUGAUAUGACACCGGGCCUGUUUCAGCAACUCGGUUCUCUAGAUGAGGGCGUGCUUACGGUCUCCUGGACCUUAUAAGCGCGCUUUUCGGCGCCCGACACUCCUUUCCCCAGUACAUCCCGGUCUGCAUCGCGCUUCCUAGACUUGCGUUCCCCUCAGGUGGGAGGACGCCUCCAACUUCGUAACGGUGGAAGUUAGCCAUCGUCGCGGCUUGGACGGACUUAUUUAUGGCGCUUCGCCGCGACCCCUCAGUGGGCUGGUAUGCCUUCGAAAAUGAAAUACCGUGUAGAAGACUGAAUGUAUGGAUGUAGCAUUAGCGUUGUUUCGUUGCAGCGGCUGCCUUCUCACUCACCCGGCGAUGGCUUGGGACAGGCAAGCGUAUCGUACUGUGCUGCGCUGUAUCUAUAGAAUUGUGGCGUGGCUCCAAGCGAGCCCC